Dreissena polymorpha is the source of this 1654-nucleotide messenger RNA. RefSeq names its product zinc finger protein 862-like. The record is from RefSeq and is a predicted model, not a curated record. The transcript is spliced from 4 exons. The coding region runs from base 139 to 1533 and encodes 464 amino acids. Lineage: Eukaryota; Metazoa; Mollusca; Bivalvia; Myida; Dreissenidae.
UUUUAUUUUCGAUACUUCUACAAUCUUUAGUCUACGUUGUUAAAAUGCGUAAAUGGAUAUCAUUGGUCAGUUAAAUAUAGUUUGACCAAUUAGAUGCCCUGUAACUGUUACAUAUUUCGCUGGAUGUAAACAUCCAAAAUGUCGUUUUUACGCUUUUAUGAUGGCGCAAAGCCAGGUAAGAAAGGUAAGCUAACCGACGAUAAGAAAAAAGAAAAAGCGAAAGAGUACGAGUCUCGAAGGGUGGAAAGAUCUUUCCAAUCAAAAUGGAAAAAUGAAAGAGACUGGCUUGAAUACGACGAAGAAACGAAAACAAUGUUUUGCACUUGCUGUAGGGCAAAUUCACAAUUCAGGUCAGUGUCUGUGAAAGGGAAUACUUUCGUAGAAGGCAGCUGUAAUUUUCGGCAUUCGGCAAUCGUUGAUCAUGAAAAGUCAACACCCCAUGAGAAAGCUCUACGCAUGUCAAAAACAACGCCAUUGACGCCUUCAGAAUUGAAAACUACCGAAGCUGGAAAUGCCUUGAAAAUGUUGCAGGCGGCAGAGCGUAACAAACUGUGUUACCUGUUUAGAAACGUUCAUGCCAUAGCAAAGAACAACAGACCAAUUUCCGAUUAUAAGUGGUUAUGUGAAUUAGAUAUUGCUAAACAAAUUGAAAUUGGAUCAACAUAUAUAAACGAUCAUGCAGCAGUGAAUUUUAUCCAUCACAUUGCUAAGGUUGAACUCUCUCACACAGAAAAACAAUGUAAAGCUGUUCCUUUUCUGUCUUUUCUGAUGGACGGAACUACAGACAUCUCGGGAUCUGAGCAAGAAACAUUGUAUUUACGGUAUUCCAAAACUGGCAAUGUAACCGAGAGGUUUCUGAAUACAAGUUCCCCGAAAUCAACAACAUCUGCAGACCUGUAUGACCACGUAAUUGAUGUGCUCAAACAAACAAAUAUUGACAAAGACAAACUUGUGGGCAUGGGUACUGAUGGUGCUUCCAACAUGACGGGUUCUCGUACAGGAUUAUCAACUUUGAUGAAACAAAGAAUAAAUUCUGAACUAGUCAAUGUUCAUUGCUUAUCGCAUAGACUGGAAUUAGCCUUCAGAGAUGCCAUUAAGAAAAACAAGCAGUAUGAAAAGCUUAUGACAUUUCUCAUUGGCGUACAUUAUUUCUACAAGAAAAGUCACAAACAAAAAACUGGCCUUCUCACAGCUAUCUCCACUAUCGGCAAGGGAGUGCUUCCACCUAAAGUUACAGGAACCAGGUGGCUACCUCACCUCUUCAGAUCAGUUACAGCGCUUCUCAAGACUUUUCAGGCAUUAGAAAUCCACCUUGCGACUGCCAGUCAUGGAAAUCCUAAAGCAGAAGGUCUAUACAAGCUGAUGACAGAUAUAAAUCUGUUAGCGUUCUGUAUCUUUCUACUGGAUGCACUGGACCCAGCGAUGAGGCUUUCCCUCAAGCUCCAAAGAUCUGAUGUGACGCUCUGUGAUAGCCUGUGCUGGAUUGAAAGCACAAUGGAAAUUCUACAAGAAAAGAAAGGAAGAAUAUGGUGAUGAGGACGUUCAACUGGUGUGUUCCCAUUUUGAGAAAACGCUGAAGCGUGCGGUGGCAGAGUUCACACCAGUGGCAGCAAUAAACGAGUGGAAACUUUUGAAGAAACUGGUGCCAAAAAAG